AGUGAGCCUUUAAUACGUUCGCAUCAUACCUUCAGCGCGAUCAUUUCAUUAUGUUACAAAUUUAUAUCGUACAAGUUAUAUUGCGCGUGAAAAAAAACGUUUAGACAAUGUUGUGACGGUAGUUUUGUAGUGUGAUUCGAAAUGGCAUUACGGCUUUUGUUUUGUUGCAUAUUUUUUAGCUUGUUGCUGCGGAUAAAUGAAGCUAUCAUAGAGAAAUGUGGAGUGACAUAUUGUGUGGGGGAAGCCUAUGUAUGCAUAAACGAUGAGUGCUACUGUGCAGAGGGAUACACACCCAAUCCCUUUCAGACACGUUGCCUAAAAUGUCCAGGUUUGGGUGAAAAAUGUUUCGGAACAUGUUGCGGUGAACAUAAGAAUGGGAGUCUUCAAUGCCGACAGGGUGUCUGUCAACCUUGCUAUGAUUCGUACGGCAAUUGGAUAUGUCGUGACUCCUUGGACCAGAUGUUUCUGGUCUCGAGUACUCAGAUAAUAAUGGCAGCUGCGUUAAUAUUAGGAAUAAUAACGACUUUCAUUUUACUAUACAGACUUUGUGCUGCGACCGCUAACUUGCAACCUGUUGGGACCAGACCUAAUUACGAGAGUCGUCUGUCUAUUGGAAGCCUGCAAAUUUACGUCGAAGAAAGAUUAAGGGAUGCUCCACCAAGGUAUACAAGAACUGCGCCCGCUGGCUCCUCCGUGUAUCCAGCGUCCGCGUAUCUUAACGCAGGUUUUAUACACGAUAGCAGCGUGCCGCCGCCAGCCUACACGCCCAGCACCAAGCCCCGAGAUACUCAAAGCGAAACCCUGCAUAUAUAAAAAU
This is a messenger RNA of Papilio machaon (common yellow swallowtail), 817 nucleotides long. RefSeq lists its product as uncharacterized. The record is from RefSeq and is a predicted model, not a curated record. NCBI's taxonomy places the organism in Eukaryota, Metazoa, Arthropoda, Insecta, Lepidoptera, Papilionidae. The transcript has 7 exons. The coding region runs from base 142 to 813 and encodes 223 amino acids.